AUGCCUCUUCAUCUCCUCGGUAAAAAGUCAUGGAACGUCUACAACGUCGAGAAUAUCGAGCGCGUCAGGCGCGACGAGGCGCAAGCAAAAGCCCGCGAGGAAGAAGAUGAACGUAUCAUGCAAGAGGUCGAUGCCGAACGCAGGAUUAAAAUUCUUCGCGGCGAACACAGAAAGUCCGCCAGCGACGCCGGAGGAUUCCGCAAGAGAAGACGGGUUGCCGGAGAAGAUGAUACGGAUCGGGAUAUACGAUACGCUCGGGAGGAUGCGGCACAAGCCGUUGCUAAGCGGGAAGAGUUGAUGCUCGCCUCUCGCAAGACCGAUACAGCAGAAGUACCGAUUCUAGACAAGGCCGGCCAUAUCAACUUGUUUCCAGUCGCAACUGCUAAGACACAGAAGAACCCCGAAGCAGAGGCUGAGGCGGCACGGAAGAAACGCAGCUAUGAAGACCAAUACACAAUGAGGUUCUCCAACGCCGCGGGCUUCAAGGAGACCAUUAGUCGAAAACCGUGGUAUUCCUCCGCAGAACAAAAUGCAACAGCGCCAGGUUCGAUGCCCGAGAAAGAUGUGUGGGGUAAUGAUGACCCAAGGCGCAAGGAAAGGACACAGGCUCGUCUGAGUGUAGAUGACCCACUUGCGGCCAUCAAGCGGGGUGUGCGUCAGUUGAAAACAACAGAGCAGGAACGGAAACGGUGGAAUGAUGAAAAGCGAAGAGAGCUCGAAGCUCUAAAAGCUGAGGAGGUGCGGCGGUCAGGCCAUCGGCGGAGGCGGUCCCCGUCAGUGGACAGCCUUGAUGGGUUCAAACUGGAUGCGCCAGACAGAGAACGCGACAAGAACCGAAGAAGUUCUGACAGGCAUCAUCGCCGCCAUCGAGAUCAUAGUCGAGAUCGAUCCCAUCAUCGCUCUCAUCACCACUCCUCUCAUCGCAGUCAUCGUCAUGGUCAUGACAGACGUUCUGAGGGUCCCAUGCGGGAAAAAUCAUCUUGA
Penicillium vulpinum is the source of this 984-nucleotide messenger RNA. RefSeq lists its product as uncharacterized. The coding region runs from base 1 to 984 and encodes 327 amino acids. The record is from RefSeq and is a predicted model, not a curated record. NCBI's taxonomy places the organism in Eukaryota, Fungi, Ascomycota, Eurotiomycetes, Eurotiales, Aspergillaceae. The transcript has 3 exons.